AUGGCCCAGCACCACAAAACACCGCUGCAGCACAAUUCGUCGCUCUUCAUAUCUCCACAGGUGAUGACACGCAAACAGGAUGUCUUUAUUACGCCGCCCAACCCGCAAAACAACCUUUUUGAGUCGCCUGGAUCGCUGCUGUCACUGUUCUACAACAUAGACAAUGUCAGUGGAACUCUUCGAAACGAUGCUGCUCAUGGCACUGGUGGACCAGGAGAAGAACCUAUAUCUCGAGUUCAAAAGCUCAGGCUUUGGCGACACGAAGCCCUUUUACAGCAUCAGUAUCUGACUGCGGAGUAUAUUGGAGACAAGAUUCUUACCAUGACCAACGAUCCCAACGAUGCAUUCUGGCUAGCACAAGUUUACUUCGAAACAGGUAACUACUUGCGGGUCAAGAGUCUUUUAACCAGCAAUGCGGAGUAUGAGCAGUCUGUGGCAUGCCGGUAUCUUACGGCUUACAGUCUCAUCAAGCUAGAACGAUGGGAGGAUGCAUUGGAUGUUUUGGGCGAGACGAACCCUUUUCUGAAGGAAACACACCAAAGACCUAAAGUAGCAGAGUACGGUGUCCGCUUUGAAGCGUCCAUGUGUUACCUUAGAGGUCUCAUAUUCGCUAAUCAAAACAACUACGAGAGAGCCAAGGAGGCAUACAAGGAAGCAGUGCUUGUUGAUGUCAAGUGUUACGAAGCCUUCGACGAGCUUAUAAAAAAUGAUUUCCUUACCCCGACGGAGCAGUGGGAGUUCAUUAAUUACCUUAAUUAUUCUGACGCAGACGACAAUGAUGAACUCAUAAAGCUCUUGUACACUUCUCGUUUGAGCAAGUACAUCAAUGUGCCUAAGUUCGAAGAAGCAGAAGGUAUACUCAAGGAUGAAUAUCGUCUCGGUGAGAACAGUGAUAUUCUUCUAAGCAAGGCACAGCAUGCUUUUGUUCAAUGCAACUACGAUCAAUGUCUCGAUAUCUGCGAGCUUGUCCUAGAUAAGGACCCAUACAACUGCAACGUGCUUCCAUAUUAUAUUAGUUGCUUAUAUGAGCUAGGAGGCCGCAACAAAUUGUUUCUUAAGGCACACCAGCUUGCAGAUUCUCAUCCGACACAUCCUAUUGCAUGGCAAGCGAUUGGCAUAUACUACCUUUCGAUCAAGAAAGUUAUAGAGGCUAGGAAGUUUUUGAGCAAGGCAACCUUGCUUAACCCUAAUAAUGGUCAGGCUUGGAUAGGUUUUGCCCAUACGUUUUCAAUGGAAGGUGAACAUGAGCAGGCCAUUAGCGCCUAUGCAUUUGCUGCAAGACUCUUUCCUGGCAACCAUAUGCCCAAUUUGUUUUUGGGUAUGCAGCAUUUGCAAAUGAAUAACGUCAGCUUAGCUGAAGAGUACCUUCUAGCGUCACAUCAUAUCUGCAGCACAGAUCCACUUUUGUUGAAUGAGCUUGGUGUCAUCUACUACCAUAAGAAUCAGCUAGACCGUGGAGAAGCGUUCCUUCAGGAUGCGCUUACGGCGGCCCGCUACCUUAACUCAGAGUCCAAGACGUGGAUCUCUAUUCAUGCUAACCUUGGCCAUGUAUACAGAAGAGCAGGUCAAUACCAGAAAGCUCUUGAGUGUUUCAAUCAGGCCUUGAAGAUGAGCCAUAGGAACGACGCUAACAUUCUUUCGGCCAUUGCCAUCGUUCACCUCAAACUUCAGAACCCCUUCAAGGCUAUUGAUGUCCUUCAUGAUUCACUUGCAAUUGCACCUGACGAUCCAAUCGCGAAUGAUCUUCUCAAGAGGGCACUUGAGGCUAACAGAGAUAGCCCUUCCGCUUUCUUGCAUGCUCCUAGCUCUUUGGCUGACGUUUCAACAUCAUCAACCACAACCACCAUUGGAAGGUCUCGAGAAGCUCCACGUAGUAAUUCUACAUUCGGACCAACCAGUAAAUUUGCUACUGUUUUCGAAGACAAACCAACCGAGAAGAGACGAGAGAGGAAGGAUAGUGAAGCGGAUACGAACGCUUUAGCCGAGCGUUUAAGGAAUGGAGAGGAGUCUAGUGAUGAAGAAGUGAUGGACAUCGAGAGUGAUUGA
Molecule: messenger RNA, 2046 nt
Organism: Candidozyma haemuli
Lineage: Eukaryota; Fungi; Ascomycota; Pichiomycetes; Serinales; Metschnikowiaceae
Product: anaphase promoting complex subunit
Exons: 1
Coding region: 1-2046 (681 amino acids)
Biological process (GO): cell division
Molecular function (GO): protein binding
Source: RefSeq, a predicted model, not a curated record